Molecule: messenger RNA, 618 nt
Organism: Oryctolagus cuniculus (rabbit)
Lineage: Eukaryota; Metazoa; Chordata; Mammalia; Lagomorpha; Leporidae
Source: RefSeq, a predicted model, not a curated record
AUGCCGAUGUGCACAGUGGCUGAUGACCAUGGAAGCAAAGAGGGCAACAAGGCUGUGGAGAGCAAAGACACGUUUGCAAGAGACACAGAGGAGCAGCCAGGUUCCAAGAUCAGGCCCAUCCACAUCUCAACUCCAUCCCACAGUGAGGGAAGGGACCCGCUCCCUAGCCAACACGCCAUCCAGACUGAGGGAGACCGGAAACUGUGUGGCCACAUGAGCCACGGCCACAGCCGCAUCAGCAUACACCAGAAGCACCCAGGAGGCCGAGGUAAUGCGGGUGGCGUGCAUCACCACAGGAGCAACUUUGACAAAUAUCACCCAGGUUACUUCGGGAAACUUGGUAUGAGGCAUUAUCACUUAAAGAGGAACCAGAGCUACUGCCCAGCUGUCAACCUUGGUAAGCUGUGGACGUUGGUCAGUGAGCAGACACGGGUAAAUACUGCCAAGAACAAGACUGGAGCUGCUCCCAUCAUUGAUGUGGUGUGGUCGGGCUAUUACAAAGUUCUGGGAAAGCGGAAGCUCCCAAAGCAGCCUGUCAUCAUGAAGGCCCAAUUCUUCAGCAGAAGGGCUGAGGAGAAGAUUAAGGGCGUAGGGGGAGCCUGUGUCUUGGUGGCUUGA